UAUCUAUCUAGGCAUCCAUUUUCCGAAUGCUAUGAUUUUAUAUAUUCAUACGUUUUCUAUAUUUCUGCUUAUUUAUGCCAAGAUUAUACCACACACAAACAUUUUGAAUACUUCUUUUUUUAACACAUUAGAAUACAUCUUCAACAUUAUAUAUAACUAUAAGCAAUUUUUACAUGUCUAACUUUACGGUUUUAUCGACCCUACGAUCAGUAAGCCAUAUGAACAUUUUACUUGUAUUUGUGAAAUUUAAUCCGAUAAAAUAAUAUAUAAAUAGCUUAUUUAUUCUGGAAAUAUAGUUUUUCUUAUAAAUUCACCUCAGUAAGAACCGAACCUAUACAUUAAUAGAAACUGAAAAUAUGUUUUUGGUCAGAUUAGAGCAGGCGGGGCUCCACUUGUUUGUUCCGACCCAAAUGUAGUUUUCAUUGUCACUUUCUUCUUCUUUUUAGUCGUAUGACGUAAAAGUGAUUAUUUACACUUUAAAAGUUGUUUUGUCCUACGCAUUGUGACGUGGAGCAGUAUUUUUAAAACUCAAUAUUAUUUAAAGAUAAAAGUUGGACACAUUAUAAAUAGAUAGCAUUGGCUGGUUUAAAAUGGAUAACAAAAUUAUUCAUUUUAAACAAAGAAAAACUAAUUUGACGACAAUUUUAAUCGUAUUGCUGAAGUUAUAGAGAUACGCCUAGAAGAAAAAAAACUUUGACAUAUCAAGAAGAUAAUCAAAGUGAAAGACAUAUAAGCCAAUAUAAGUAUGAACAGAAAAACUGAAAAGCCAAUAUGAAUGAGUUGUUAGUUGCAUGUAUCUAUGUGUGAACAAGUUCAUAACCUUUCGAGUCUGUGUGGUUACAUUUACUUUGUGUUUUUUUUUCCUGUAGAACACUUCAGACAAGUUAUGUCUUAGUCACUUUAUCGGUCUUCGGUUUUGUAAAAAACAAAAGCCGAACUAUAGUAACUCAUUUAUGUGUUUCAAAAAAAAAGUAACUCAUUUAUAAUCCCAAUUAAAAAUUUAUUUAUUAUUCAGACUGCUACCAACUCUGUUCUAUAAAUAUUCAGCACUUCAUGACCAUUCAACACUCUACCAACCUUCUAAUAUCUCAAUCACUCUCUUAAUCAUUCACAAAUCACUUUUGAAGUUUUCACACCAUCAUUCAUUUCUUUCGAAAGUCGAAACUCCUAUCUUAAUUUGAAGUCUUUGGAGGAUUUUUGGUUAAUUGUUUCUGUCAUAAAAUAGUCUCUUCCCUUUUUUUGUUCAGACAAUGUUCUUGUCACACAUAGAAUGCAAUCGACUUGAUUUGCAAUUUUUUCUUAACAACAAAACGUGCGUCGAGAAAAGUUUUUAUUUCUGGAUUUUCCAAAUACCAACCGUUGUAACUUCGUUAUCGUGUCUUAAAACAUAAUCUGAAUUCUAAAUACUCUUCUUGUGGGUCAAGAUUUCGCAGUUUCUUGUGUAUCAAGUCACUUAAUGUCAGAGAUAUUGCAAAUGGGAAGUUCAUGUUUACCCCCAGGCUUCCGGUUUCAUCCUACAGAUGAAGAACUCAUCGACUAUUACCUAAAAAGAAAAGUCGAAGGUCUUGAGAUCGAGCUUGAAGUCAUUCCCGUUAUUGAUCUUUAUAAAUUUGAUCCUUGGGAGUUACCAGACAAGUCUUUUCUUCCGAAUCGGGACAUGGAAUGGUUCUUCUUCUGUUCAAGGGACAAAAAAUAUCCUAAUGGUUUUCGUACAAACCGAGGAACAAAGGCCGGUUAUUGGAAAGCAACCGGAAAAGACCGGAAAAUUACUAGUCGUUCAUCUUCUACAGUCGGCUAUAGAAAAACCCUAGUUUUCUACAAAGGUCGUGCCCUGUUAGGCGAUAGAACCACUUGGCUCAUGCAUGAAUAUCGACUAUGCGAUGAUGAGAGUUCAUCACAAGGUUCACAAACUUACAAGGGAGCUUAUGUGUUAUGCCGUGUGUCUAAGAAGAAUGAGAUCAAGACUAAUUCGAAAAUCCGAAGAAACCUAAGUGAACAAACACUUGGAUCAGGAGAAAGUUCUGGAUAUUCUAGUCGAGUGACUUCACCUAGUCGGGAUGGAACGAUGCCGUUUCACUCAUUUGUCAAUCCGGUUUCUACUGAAAUAGACUCUUCCAACAUUUGGAUUUCACCUGAUUUCAUUCUUGAUUCUUCAAAAGACUAUCCUCAAAUUCAAAAUUUUGCAUCUGAGUACUUUCAAGACUUUGAUUUUCCGGUUAUCGGUCAAGAAGUAAAUUUUCCAGCGAGUAUAUUGCAUACCGAUGUAGAUCAGAACAUGGAUGAAUCUAUGCAAACCGGUUAUUGGACAAAUUGUGGAUACGAUCAAACCGGUUUAUUCGGUUACUCAGAGCUCUCCUAAUCGGAGUCUCGUUUGAAGUCUCUUCUAAGACUAAACGGCUUUUAUGGUUCGAGUCAUCCCACUUGUAGCAUUGGUCUAUAGGAUUUGUUUUAUUAAUGUAUCCGGCGCUACUAGUGGUAUAACUGAUAGUUGCACCAAAAUAAAUAUAGUUCAACUCAAAACAUAAAUAAGGUUGAUGAUCCAAAAGAUAUAAAUUUAAAUGCAUGUGUUUGUUUUGUGAUUUUCUUGUUCGAAGGAAGAUAGUAAAUCCGUUCAUCCUCUUAAAAUAGCAACAACCCUCGCAUGCUUUGAAUGUCGAUGUGGCAAUUUGUUAGGAGCUUCGUUGUAGACGUAUUGGUUACAUACGCUGUCUUCAAAAUGAUUCUAAUCCAGUAAUUGAAUUAUUAAUCAUGGUCCAACAUUGAUUGGACCGGAAUUGACUAUUUUUUCAGGAUAAGUUAUCCAACUAUUAUUUUCCCUCUAAAUUGCUUAUGCACAAUAUUAAAAUACCAUAAGAAAAAUGUGUUGUUGUCAUAGUUUUCAUCUGUAGAUUGGCGAAGAUGGUUGAGUUCUUUGCGGUGGUUGAGUAUAAUUUAAAAUAUUAAUUUUUGAAUUAAAUUAAUUUUUAUUUAUACAUAUUUAAAAGAUAAAAUUAAAAACUAAAUUUUAUGAUAACUUAAAAGAAGAACGAAUUGAAAUAAUGAUAAUGUUUUUUUUGCUUUACUCGAUAAAUAUAUAUACACAUUUUUAUAUUAUAUCUUAUAAGUUUUAAUCUUUUUUGAAAGAAAUAUAGUGAUGAUAAUUUUGUUACUAUAAUACAUUUGUAGUUACUAUACUGAUAAACUUAAUCACUAUUAAGAGUAAUAAUAAUUUUAACCAGUUUAACUUUUAAUGUGAGAUCCAUGAGAAGAAAAAAAUUUCAUAAAUAUAUUUUUGUAAUAACUAAAAAAAACAUUAAAAGAUAAAAUUUAGAUAAUGAUAAUAUUUACUACGUAUAUUCGAUAAAUAUAUACACAUAUUUAUCUUAUUAUUUAACAAAUGUUACUUCAUUUAUUAGAUAAAUAUAUACACAGACUUAUUUUAUCAUUUAAUAUUUUUUAACCUUGUAGGAAAGAAAAUAAGUAAAAAUAAUUUUAUCAGUAUAAUAUAAUUGUGGUUAAUUUUAUUAUGUUAAACCUAAUUAUUAUAAUAGAUUUAUGUAUAUAUAUUAUAAUCAUAAGAAUAUAAUUCAUGAUCAAAACCCAAAAUUUGUUGGUUUUUUAACAUCCAAAUAUAUAGAUGGAAUGUGAGGCAAAGGGAAGAUGAAUACAUACUUAAAUAAAUUGUGACUAUAAUCUAAAUGGUCUUCUAUCUUUCAUAUUUGGUUUCGUGUAAAACUAAUUUGUUUAUCACAAUUGAUUCAAACGUUGUGUUCGCCUUCAAAAUCACUGAUUUGCCAUUUUUAACUGACAAUGGAUUUCUUAUUUACGGUUUUAAAGAAUCUAAAGAGGGUCUUAAAAUAUAUAUGAGUUCAUGUUGCUUAGUUUGAUGACCGAUGCCCUUUUUAGACCAACCCUUAGCAUCAACAGUAUUUUUGGCAGCUAUGUACGACGAACCCAUACCUGAAACCAAAUAAGAAUAAUGUACUUUUCUAAAUAUCUCAUUUAUUUUCUGAAGCUUUUUUAAGACAAACUUUUCACGAAUUUAUUAUUAGCUCUUAACAAUACUCACAACACACUGAAAACUGUUUUUUUUUAAUUAUAAAAUCUACUAUACUAAAAUUUAAAAAGUUGCAAUCAAGCACGGACCAUGGCCAAACAGCCCUAAGAACACCAUUCUCAACAACAAAUCCCCAUGCAGAAACAGUAGCUUCUCCAGCUAAAAACCUUGAAUGUUGAAAGUACCCUUCUUCCCAACGUAUAACAUCUGAGCACCAUGAUCCAUUUGGAAUCAUUAUUGUCCAUAGUAGAAGUUUGAAGCAUUUCUCCACUGUUCUUGUAGAACAAUUUUCCGUCUUCCACAACACCCUCUUAAGCUUUCCUUUACAUAUACACACAGCAUAAACAUGACAACAAAAAGAAAAUAAGUUUCUAAGUUAUCGACAUUAUUACUUCUUACUCCUUGCCAAUUUAUCAAACCUGUAACACUUCGAGCAAACGUACAUCUAAGUUUAUUUUUCAAGAUUCAGCUCAAACCUUUUUACAUAAAUGGGAAAAAGGAGUCAGUGAGAAGUAAUUACCAGUAGAAGUACGGGUCUCUACUCUGACAGUGGAGCAACUUGUAGUAAGAAUGCAGGUUGUGUCCAUACCAAUGUCUAGGGUCAAUAUGUUGCAACAAAGUGCAUAAUCCAAGAUCAGAUUAGGCUCAAUCCAAAAAGUCGAAUUAAAAGGAAACUGAAGCUGAGAUUAGUCUCUCUAUAACUUACUGCCUCAAGUGGGUGUUGUAAAGCAAGAUGUUGUGCCUUUCCAUCCUUGACAAACCUUUACCAACCCUAAUGCUCUUGUACAAGCUCUAGACCACCUGGAAUUUGCGGUUGCAUGUUUCUCAAUAUCAAAGAAUGAUAUAGAUCUUAUCUUCACACACAAACAGGCAUGUGAAUAGACAAUAAACAGAGAAAGAAGCACAAUUUCACACACAAUUUCUAAUUAGUAGAUUUAGGCAAAGAUCAAAGACUGAAAAAAAUAAAAGGAUAAGAACUUCUCGGAUCUGGAAGACAGAGCAAUGCACUGAGAAAUGAAUAAUUGGUCAUGGUCAAGAUGAAUAAGUACCUUGAAUAUACCACCAGAAAUGUAUUUACAACACUUGCAACUUCAUUUUCCUUUUUAUUGAUCAAGCUAUGAAGAGAGAGAGAGAGAGAGGGUGAUGAAAGAAAGAAAGAGACUUGAUUUGUAAACAAACAUCUGGCUUUGGAAAAGCCCAGACUGCACCGGUUAAAUUGUAUGAUCAAGGGCCAAGAGGCAAACAACAUCUUAGUGACUGACAUCUAAAAGUUUUGGCACCAAGAAAACACCUUAUGUACUCUCUGAACUUUUUGGUUGUUGAUCAUCAUCCACCUGACUGAUACAAUAGAACGUUUAAACUGUCAAUUCACUAAACAAUGUACAUACAAAAAUAAAAGCUUACUGACAACAUUUACAGCCGCUACACAAUUGUUCUAUAUACCAAUUUUUCCUUGAUAUGCAUUAUCUCAGUUUGUAAAGUGUAAACACGUUCUAGGACAUCCGGAUUGCUCACAAAUCGAAACCUAAAGAUAACAAAGAAGAAAAGAGUCUCAAUUUUAAUCAGUGUGUUAAAAAAGUAUCAUUUAAAAACAAUCUUAUAUUGAUAUAAAAUCUUAUAUCGGGCUUGAGAACAAUUGCGCAGCCACCUUUAGCAACUUAAUCUUGUGAUGUCUUCAAGUGAGCAAGAAAAGGAUCAAGCAAUCUUGUAGACACCUAGUGACAAACGUUAGCCACUUUACAGUCUCUAACACAACGCUUAACUAAACAUUAUGGGAUCAUUAACCAUUUUAAGGCUUUUAUUCUUAUCAAGGAACCCUAAAAAUGCAAUCUUUCAACUUUUACAUUACAAUAUUCUCAGAAACGUUACAGUUUCAAACACAAAGUUGAGCAUCCUAUGUUCUUAACUAAACAAUUUUGAUCAAUUACAAUUAAACAGAAAGAAGUUAUAUUACCAGGUUCGACCAAAUAAAACAGAAAGAACUUUUCAGAUAUCAGAUCAUCGGAAAAAUAACCCACAAAGCAAAAUAAGAAAGAAACAAAGAUUGCAGAAAUAGACGGUUCAGAUAUAAGGAGAGGAGGAGUAACAGAAUGGAUAUACAUACCAUGAUUCGAGCCGCUAGUGAGUAGAAGCAGCGACAGGCUCAUACCUAGUGUUGGGUUUGCGGGUCAACCCGCCCCGACCCGCCCCGCCCCGCUGCGGGUUGAAUCAUUUUUUUGAUUCAAAAAAUUGACCCGCAUAACUCACAAACAAAAAAAUUUCUACCCGCACCCGCCCCGCAAAAACCCGCGGGUAACCCGCUUAACCCGCGGGUAAUAUUAAUUAUAUUAAAAAUAAUUAUUUUAAUUAAAAAUAAUUAUUAUAUAGUUAAAAAAUAUUAUUUUAAAAAAAUUAUAUUAAAAUAAUAUAUUAAUAAUUAAAAUUAUAUAAAUAUUUACGAGAUUUAAUAUAUUUUUUAUAAAAAAAAACAUUUUUUU
Molecule: messenger RNA, 6513 nt
Organism: Brassica rapa (field mustard)
Lineage: Eukaryota; Viridiplantae; Streptophyta; Magnoliopsida; Brassicales; Brassicaceae
Product: NAC domain-containing protein 96
Biological process (GO): regulation of DNA-templated transcription
Molecular function (GO): DNA binding
Source: RefSeq, a predicted model, not a curated record